Gastrolobium bilobum is the source of this 723-nucleotide messenger RNA. RefSeq lists its product as uncharacterized. Lineage: Eukaryota; Viridiplantae; Streptophyta; Magnoliopsida; Fabales; Fabaceae. The transcript has a single exon. The record is from RefSeq and is a predicted model, not a curated record. Bases 1 to 723 code for a protein of 240 amino acids.
AUGUCUCCUUUUCAGACUGUAUAUGGGAAGUGUCCUACAUUAAUUCCCCAUUAUAAUAAGGAGGAUGUGAAGUUGGAAGCCGUUGACACCAUGUUACAAGACAGAGAGGUUGUUAUAAAUCAACUUAAAAUGCAGUUGCAGAGAGCACAACAGGGGAUGAAGGAUAAGACUGAUCGUCAUCGUCAAGAAAGAAUGUUUAAUGUAGGUGAUAAGGUUCUCAUAAAACUGCAGCCUUAUAGGCAGAUUUCUGUAGCUAGAAGAGCAAAUCACAAGUUGGCAAAAAGAUAUUUUGGACCUUUUAUUGUGGAACAAGUGAUUAGUUCGGUAGCUUACAAAGUUACAUUACCAGAGGGGAGUUUAAUACAUCCUGUAUUUCAUGUCUCAUUAUUGAAACCAUUUCAUGGUUCUUCAGAUAUCAGUCAUGAAUCUCUACCUGUAAGGAGAGUUGACAGCAAACCCUUACAGGUACCUGUUGCUAUAUUGGCAUCCAGACAACAUACAUCAUGCGGGGAAGUAGGACUCCAAUAUUUGGUGCAAUGGUCUGCUUCGGUACCUGAAAAUGCUUCUUGGGAAAAUGCUAAGGAAUUAUGUCAAGCUUAUCCACACCUUGAGAACAAGGUGGCUGUUCAAGGGAGGGCUGUUGAUACGGGUAGCACAACAUUAAAAGGGAGACCUUGCAGGAUUAAGGGCUUUCCUUCUUGGGCCAUUGACCAUGCUCAAUAA